Molecule: messenger RNA, 1131 nt
Organism: Neoarthrinium moseri
Lineage: Eukaryota; Fungi; Ascomycota; Sordariomycetes; Amphisphaeriales; Apiosporaceae
Exons: 2
Coding region: 1-1131 (376 amino acids)
Molecular function (GO): oxidoreductase activity
Source: RefSeq, a predicted model, not a curated record
AUGGCAGAAGAAAAUAUCGGAUCUAAGCAAUGCGCAGCAUCAUAUGUGUUUGAAUGGACCGACUUGCAUUUACCACGGAAGAAGACAGACCCUCUGCGGUUUCAGUAUGACGUGACAGGCGCCAAGGCCCUUGAGCGGCUGCAGUCUCUUGCAAAAAUGAAGGGCAUGACCGAUAACCCACAAAAACGACCAGACUUUUACCAAAUUUUGGUCGAGAACCACCAACAUGAUUCUGUGCUAGCCGAAUUGUGGACAGAGCUUCAAACUGUCCCUGACUGGGUGGAUUGGGAUCAGUUGGAGCGUGGUCAGCGGUUUUUCUACCGGUAUGCCGCGGCCAAUAUCAUGGGAUUCGCUUUGCAGGGGUUUGUCGGCGAGAAUAGUGCAGCUUCUGGCGUUGUGGAAGUUCUCGUCCGCACGGGUGGCUUCUCGACCCGUGUUUUGCUACAUCGCCUUCUUGAGACCUUUCAAUGGCUCAUUCAAGUAACAGAGUCCUUGUCUGCCAUCAAACCUGGCGGCUCUGGACAUAUAUCAACGGCCAGAAUCCGACUUCUGCAUGCCUCCGUUCGCCAGCGAAUUAUGAAGCUCGUCGAGACCAGGCCUCAAUACUACAAUGUCGAAGAAUAUGGUGUACCGGUAAAUACUUUGGACAGCAUCCAUUCGAUCGCCACAUUCUGCUGUAACCACAUGUGGUUGCAGCUCCCACGAAUGGGUAUACAACCCACUGACCAGGAGAAACGUGACUAUAUUGCGCUCUUUCGGUAUCUAGGAUAUCUCUUGGCCACCCCCGAUGAGUUUUUCGCAACUGUUCCCAAAGCCAAGGCUACGAUGGAGUCGAUGUUAGUGCACGAAUUGAAAGUUACUAAGACGAGUCAAGUUGUGUGCUACAACUUUAUCAACUGUCUAGUAGACCUUCCACCCUCCAACGUUUCGCGAGAGUUUAUCGCAGCGGGAAGCAGAAUACUCAACGGAGAUCAAUUAUGUGAUGAGCUUGAGAUGAGCCGACCAGGUUGGGUAUCUUAUGCGUGCUUUAAGGGCCACUGCUGGUUGGUCUCAAGUCUCUCAGCGGCUCAGAGGCUAAUCCCAGCAUUUGAUGCGUGGAUCAUUGACGUAAGCCCGACCCUCCGGAGAUAG